Molecule: messenger RNA, 738 nt
Organism: Haemonchus placei
Lineage: Eukaryota; Metazoa; Nematoda; Chromadorea; Rhabditida; Trichostrongylidae
Source: the annotation of a GenBank genome assembly
AUGAACAAGCUGGCAUUACCCGAAAUCCUGGAAAUCGUCAAGAAAGAAGCCCGAAUUUACGCAUCAGCAAAAGUGGACGGGAUUAUUGUCGAGAACAUGCACGAUAUACCGUACGUGAAGCCUCCAAUCGGUCCAGAAAUCAUAUCGUCCAUGACUUUGGCAUGUCAAGCUGUUUCUCAGACGAUUCGUCAACAACGAGAUCAGAUGCUUCUCGGUGUCCAAAUUUUGGCCGGAGCAAACAAAGAAGCACUAGCCGUGGCUCACUGUUCAGGAUUCGAUCUGAUCCGUGCUGAGUGUUUUGUGUUUUCGCAUGUAGCUGAUGAGGGCUGGAUGGAUGGCUGUGCUGGUGAGCUGCUCCGAUACAGGCGUUCUAUUGGAGCCGACUCGGUGGCAGUCGUGACUGACGUGAAGAAAAAACACUCAUCACAUGCUGUCACGUCCGAUCACUCCAUUGGGGACGUUGCAGAAGGGGCGGAGUUUUUCCUCGCAGAUGGUGUGGUCGUGACGGGACGCUGUACGGGAGAAGCAGCCGAUACUGCGGAUUUUGAGGCUGUGCGAGCUCACUGCUCUUUGCCGAUAUUCAUUGGAUCUGGCGUUACCUCUUCAAAUGUCCAUCAAUUCCGGAAUGCUGAUGCUUUGAUUGUUGGAUCGGACUUCAAAAAGGACGGGAAAUGGAUGAACGAACUCGAUAAUGACAGAGUGAAACAUUUUAUGAACCGAAUAAAUACACUGACGUAA